CAACCUGUGUUAGUGUAUACUCUUUGGUUCUGUUUUCCGUUGAUUUUAUUUUAUAAACAUAGACAUGUGAAUGUUUGUGAUUUGUUGCGCGUACUUUAACUUUAGUAUUUCACUUGUUUUGUCUAGUUAAGUUAAAUACACAUCAUAAAAUGGCUUCGUUAAGUGAAUUUGAAAGCUUGGACGAAGAAGUAAAAGAACUUCUAGAAAAUUAUAAAUUUAAGAAAGCGACUUUAUUUGAGCCAUGUACAGUUAAAAAUUUUAAAGAAUGUUUAAUAGGGAUAUACGAGGAAUUUGGACUUCUGAACAUCAACUACAUAUUUAAUCCGUAUAUAGAUGUUGAAAACGAUACCUUAACCACAGAAGCUUUGGUAAAACUUAUUAACUCUGUUUGGAUUUUAUUACGAAACUAUAAAAAUGUGGCAGAAAAGACAGAGAGACUGGAAGAGCGUAAUCAUGUUCUGGAAAGUAAUAACAGUCAACUUAACAGUAUAGUGACUAGAUUAAAAGAUAAAAUAAAAUUGGAGAAAAAUGAAUCAAAAGCCUGUGUUGCAUCUGCACAGAGGUUGACUGACCAGUCCAGUGAAAUAUAUAAAAAGUAUCUGGACACAAAUGCAAAACUUUUACAAGUUACAAAACAAAAAGAGACAACUGAAAGGGCUUUACAAACUAAAAUAUCAAAAUUACAAUUGGAAAAUAAUAAGUUAACAGACAAAUUGAGAAAUAAAUCAGAAUCCUACACCCCAUGUUCCGAAGUUUGUGAUACCACAAUUAUACAAAUAAAGGAACGGGAAAGAAACCAAAGAAAAGUUAUAGCUAAGCUUCAAGCAAAUAAUCAGGAAUUAUUACAUGAAGUACUGGCUUUGAAAGAAGAAUUAUUGCUGGAAGGCCUUCAUAAACCUGGAAGGACAAAAUAAAACAAAUACUUAAUAUCUAAAAUUUUUUAACAACUAUUAAUUAUUAAAACAACUUGAUGACUGUGUCUUACUUACUAUUAUUACUGCAAAUGAAGUUAUUUGCGAUUGAAAUCAUUUUUGUUGAUUAUUAUUAAUAAUAUUUACUUAUAUUGACAGUAUUAUUUGGCAUUAUUAAAUGUUAUUUAAACUAUUAGUUAAAUAAUGUA
This is a messenger RNA of Papilio polytes (common Mormon), 1120 nucleotides long. RefSeq lists its product as uncharacterized. NCBI's taxonomy places the organism in Eukaryota, Metazoa, Arthropoda, Insecta, Lepidoptera, Papilionidae. The transcript is spliced from 4 exons. The record is from RefSeq and is a predicted model, not a curated record. Bases 150 to 914 code for a protein of 254 amino acids.